This is a messenger RNA of Empidonax traillii (willow flycatcher), 1868 nucleotides long. Its product is annotated as olfactory receptor 52B2-like. The coding region runs from base 1 to 1002 and encodes 333 amino acids. Gene Ontology annotation, cellular component: membrane. Gene Ontology annotation, molecular function: G protein-coupled receptor activity; olfactory receptor activity. Gene Ontology annotation, biological process: G protein-coupled receptor signaling pathway. The transcript is spliced from 2 exons. The record is from RefSeq and is a predicted model, not a curated record. NCBI's taxonomy places the organism in Eukaryota, Metazoa, Chordata, Aves, Passeriformes, Tyrannidae.
AUGUACGAGCUCAACGAAAGCAGCUUCGACCCCAUCACCUUCGUCCUGACAGGCAUCCCGGGCAUGGAGGAGUGCCACGUCUGGAUCUCCGUGCCCUUCUGCCUGAUGUACCUCACCGCAGUGUUCAGCAACUCGGUCCUUCUCUUCGUCAUCAGCACAGACCGGAGCCUCCACGAGCCCAUGCACCUCUUCCUCGCCAUGCUGGCCGUCUCUGACCUCAUGCUGUCCACCACCACGGUGCCCAAAAUGCUGGCCAUCUUCUGGUUCAGCGCCAGAGAGAUUUCCUUUGACGCCUGCAUCACGCAGAUGUUCUUCACCCAUUUCAGCUUCAUCAUGUUCUUCACCCAUUUCAGCUUCAUCGUGGAAUCCUCCGUGCUGCUGGCCAUGGCCUUCGACCGCUACGUGGCCGUGUGUGACCCGCUGCGCUACCCGUCCGUCCUGACGCCCUCGGUGAUCGGGAAAAUCGCCGUGGCCGCCGUCCUCCGGGGCUUCUGCAUCAUGUUCCCGCCCAUCUUCCUGCUGAAGAGGCUGCCCUACUGCGGGCACAACGUGAUGCCCCACACCUACUGCGAGCACAUGGGCAUCGCCCGCCUGGCCUGCGCCGACAUCCGAGCCAACGUGUGGUACGGGCUGACCACGGCGCUGCUCUCCUCGGGGCUGGACGUCGUGCUCAUCGCCGCGUCCUACGCGCUCAUCCUCAGGGCCGUGUUCCGCCUGCCGACCCCCGAGGCUCGGCUCAAAACCCUGAGCACCUGCGGCUCCCACCUCUGCGUCAUCCUCAUGUUCUACGUGCCGGCCUUCUUCUCCUUCCUCACGCACCGCUUCGGCCACCACAUCCCCAGCCACGUCCACAUCCUCCUCGCCAACCUCUACGUCGUGGUGCCGCCGAUGCUCAACCCCAUCGUUUACGGGGUGAGGACCAGGCAGAUCCGGGAGCGUGUCCUGCGCCUCCUCUGCCCCACGGCCGAGUGGCCUUGCCCCGGCUGCUGGGGCAGGUGCUGAGCAGGGCAAGGGGGACACGGCACAGGGUCAGGAAAGCAGCACCAAGAGCCACAGCGCUUCUCGCCCAAGGUUUGCCCGAGGCACUCAGGACAAGUUGAGGGUGGUGGGGUUUCUGGAAGCAUGGGCUUGGGUCAUCAGCACUUUCACUGCUGUUGGUUUGUACUGGAGCUGCUUCCCACGAAUGCUCCAUUGGCAGGUUCAGCUGAGGAUCACUGAGGCUCCUGCACCUCCUGUCUCGCUGUCACCUGCUGCUGCUGGUUGUGUUUGCUGUCCUACAGCCUCAUUUCUGCCUGUUCCUUCACCUGUUCUCUCAGUGCCCAGACUCUGAACACCUUGUCAGUCACCAGGCAGGAGACUGGCACACCAACCAUGGCUGGAUGGGCAACUCACUGCUCACCACGGCACGGAGGGUGGGUGGCCUGUCCUGCCCUUGUUGUCGAGGGACCCUGGCACCUCUUGCUGCUGAAGGGGUUUCCCUGCUGAAGGGGUUUCCCUGCUGAAGAAGCUGGGGAGGUCAGGAAAGGCUUUAUUUUCCUGUGUUUGAAGGAAAUAUAUGCCUUCAACUGUGACUCCUGAACUGAAUUCAAACCUCUGGAGUGGCUGGUGACCCCAAGAUGUCAGGGAAUGGCUCUCCCUGGACAUGGGAUCCACAGAAUGUUGUGCCCUGCAUCAGGAUGGGAGCUGGUGGAUCAUGUCCCAAUGUCCCUGAUGGAGAGCAGGAGCUACAGGUGCUCUGCUCUCUGGGACCAGGGGUGUUCACACCUGAAUGAUGCAGCAGGGACUCUGACACAGCAACCCAAUCCCUGCUGUGCUCCAGCCAUCCCAGUAACAACUUCAAAAAAAGGGAGAGAUUUAUGAUUUCAGAU